AAUCCAUUUUUUGUAUACACUCUCUAAUCCUUCAGUAACAUGUAAUUUCUACGGUCCUUCAUAUAAAUAUUGACUUCUAGAGAUCCUUCAAUAUAACUUGCUCGUUUUAUAAUCUCCGUCCAGUGAACGAUUCUGAACAAGUAAAAAACCGUCCUUCUCCAUUUUCUCCUCCCAAAUCGACAGCACAACAGGUGUUCAGAGAAGUCCGUUGCCUCCAUUAAUUCAAGAUGUCAGAAUUACCCUUCAGACCAAGAGAGAAGCUUAUUGAGAAGCAAAAAUAUUUCCAGGGUAUCCAUAAAUACACACACCUGAAAGCACCAAAUGAUAAGAUCACAUCUGUGGCAAUACCACUUGCCUUGGCAGCUUCUUCAAUCUUCCUGAUUGGAAGAGGGAUCUAUAAUAUGUCCCAUGGAAUAGGGAAGAAAGAAUGACGUGGCAGUUCUUUUGAGCGAGAUGAAACCUACUCGGAUCGGUUUUGUAUGUUUGUUUCCAUUAAUAAAUUUGCUCAGUAGUUGCAAAACUUUAUGGUCGCUGGUGGAAGUUGAAGUUGAGAGCUUUAAGGAAAUUUGUUAUUUCCUCCAAUUUGCUUUGAUGUAUGCAAUUUAUUUUAAAAAUUACUCAGUUUUGAAGGAAAUUCUAGGUGUCCAUGGUCACUUGCAAAACUGUGGUUAGACAUUAUCACAAAUUCAAAUCUCAGAUAGGACAAUUUCUCUUGGUUACCAUAUACCAGCAUACAGAUAGUCAACUGAGAUUUGUGAUCAAACUUGGUGGCAUAUAUAUUAUUGGCCACGGAUUCCAUUGCUGUUUU
Messenger RNA from Prosopis cineraria, 808 nucleotides. RefSeq lists its product as uncharacterized. Lineage: Eukaryota; Viridiplantae; Streptophyta; Magnoliopsida; Fabales; Fabaceae. The coding region runs from base 228 to 431 and encodes 67 amino acids. The record is from RefSeq and is a predicted model, not a curated record. The transcript is spliced from 3 exons.